Messenger RNA from Populus euphratica (Euphrates poplar), 929 nucleotides. RefSeq names its product dirigent protein 25-like. The record is from RefSeq and is a predicted model, not a curated record. The transcript has a single exon. Lineage: Eukaryota; Viridiplantae; Streptophyta; Magnoliopsida; Malpighiales; Salicaceae. The coding region runs from base 104 to 829 and encodes 241 amino acids.
CCUCCCUCCCUCUCUCUCAACAUUGCUAUUUCUCCCUUUUCUUCUAGCUUAUAAAUGAUCAAUGUUGGUCACCAGAAUUUAAAUUUAAUCACAAGUUCACAAUAUGAAAAUGGGUAAGCUUCCUUCCAUGCUGAGCUUGGUUUGCUUGCUCCUUUGCAUGAAUAUCAUCAACCGAUCAUCCUUCGCUCGAAGCCUUGGCAGUUCAAGUCCUGGCCAACACCACCACCACAACCACCACAAGAAAAUAACUUUCCUAAUGCAAAAUGUGUUGAAUGUGACACAACCCUUACCAAAGCCUGCAACAACUAAAGUUACCAGCCAGAUACCAUUUCCAAAACCUCUAGGCUAUUUUCCUCCGAGUGGAGGCAUCCCUUUACAGCAACCCAACCCAUCAGUUUCCGGUACCGGGUUGUCAACACAAACACUUGACGGUUCUAACAUUGGCCUAUCAUUUCCGGCUAGAGCUACCUUGCAAGAGUUGGAAUUUGGAAGUGUAACAGAAAUUGAUGAGGACUUAUUUGUUUAUGGUUCAUUAGUGGUUGGAAAAGCACAAGGGGUAUACGUUGCUAGCUCAGAAGAUGGAACUAGCCACAUGAUGGCAAUGACAGUAAAGUUUGUGAAGAAUAAGUACAACGAUGAGUUGAGAUUUUUUGGUGUACACAAGACAGACGUGCCUGAGUCUCAUAUUGCAGUCAUUGGUGGCACUGGGAAGUAUCAUAGUGCCAAUGGCUAUGCUGUGAUCAAGGCGGUUGGUGUUGGUUCUAAGAGUACUGCAGGGGAAGAAAACAGAACAAAAGGAAAUAUUUUAUUCAAUGUUUAUCUAAGCUAGUAAAACUCUUACAGAUUUGUACUAUCAUAUAUGAUUUAUUUUUUUGUCAGAAGUGAUAUAAGUCAAAAUAAUGUUACAAGGAAAUCAUGAUCCCCACUUA